AUUUGGAGUUAAUAUCUCUUUUUAUAUUACAAACAAAUCCAUUGAAGUGUGAUAUCAUUAGAAAUGUUUGCCAAUCGUAUAGCUGUGGUGACCGGCGGUGGUUCGGGUAUCGGUAGAGCUGUGGCCAGUAUUCUGGCCAAAGAGAGCGCAUCACUAGUGGUGGCCGACCAGAACAUCAGUGGUGCCAAACAGACCAUUGAGUUGAUCGAGAAAAAUACCAAAACUGGAGGAAAGCAUAUCCCCUUUGAAGUGGAUGUCUCACAAUUGGAUUCAUUGCAACGACUAUUUAAAUCAGUGACCGAUAACUACGACAAUAAAGUGGCCACUCUUCUGGUCAACUGCGCCGGCAUUACCAGAGAUAAGCUUAUUGUAGAAAUGACUGAACAAGACUUUGAUAAAGUUCUUGAUGUUAAUCUGAAGGGAACUUUUAUGGCAACUCAGCUCUUUUGCCAACAAAUGAUUGAGAAGAAGCUAACGGACGGUUCAAUAGUGAACGUGUCGAGUGUGAGCGCACGGAUUGGAAACAUCGGUCAAUGCAAUUACAAUGCGUCCAAAGCCGGCGUCGAGGCCUUCACUAGAACUGUGGCCCGAGAGAUGGCUAAACACCAGAUCCGUUGCAAUGCAGUUAUGCCCGGAUUUAUCGACACUCCUAUCGUCGAAACGGUUCCCCAAAAAAUUUUGGAUCAACUCGUCGCUCAAAUUCCCCUCAGAAGACAGGGAAAGCCCGAAGAAGUUGGCGAAGCCAUCGCUUUUCUGUUGUCACCAAAGAGCUCUUACAUCACGGGAACAGUUAUACAAGUGUCGGGAGGGCUCGCCCUUUGAAACUCAUGCAAUACUCGAAUAUAUUUUUAUACACAAUUAUGUUAUAAAUUAUUUUGUUUAUCAAUUAUAAGCAAAACUCUCAAAUGUUGGCCAAAAUAAUAGAUUUGAAUGGAUAUACGAUUAGUUAAAAAUAGUUUCAUGUUUUAUUUUCUAUGAAAUGUUUUUGCCGUAUAAUACAUGUGAAAAAUAAAGUGAUUCUGAAGUAAAACUCGUUUAUAAAAUAAGA
Messenger RNA from Medioppia subpectinata, 1048 nucleotides. The record is from the annotation of a GenBank genome assembly. NCBI's taxonomy places the organism in Eukaryota, Metazoa, Arthropoda, Arachnida, Sarcoptiformes, Oppiidae.